Messenger RNA from Penicillium samsonianum, 1164 nucleotides. RefSeq lists its product as uncharacterized. The record is from RefSeq and is a predicted model, not a curated record. The transcript has a single exon. NCBI's taxonomy places the organism in Eukaryota, Fungi, Ascomycota, Eurotiomycetes, Eurotiales, Aspergillaceae. Bases 1 to 1164 code for a protein of 387 amino acids.
AUGUUACUUCGUCACCCUUUUCUCACAAUCCUGGCCUUGCUAGCCGUCCCAACGCGAGUAUUAUCACGGAAGGGCGGUGAUGGCUCUAGCAGCGAUAGCGACAGCAGUAGUUCCAGCGGUUCCAGCGGCUCUAGUGACUCCAGUGAUAGUGAUGACACCUCUUCAUCAACAACAUCAUCCACGGGCGAAGUCCACUGCUUUGAUACCCACCGGCUCGACUUUGACGAUCUCCAACCUUCGCACUACCACGGAUACAAUCAGGCACCACGCCGUGGCCAUGCUAGUGCGGUCACCGACUGGGAUGGCGUCUUCUUCAAAGGCGCAGCCAGUCUCAAAUACACAAUAAUAACACCACCAAACAACUUGACAGAAGACGACAUCGUUAGUUCAACUUUGAUCACAUGUCCCGUUGGCAGACAAUCCAUGCGCAUGCUGGGCGUUGCAUGGGUCGGUGCCAAAACUCCCACUCCUGCGGGACCCGUCAAUCCCUUCACAUUGGGCUUCAAGGCCUGGGAGAGCAACGUACGUGUCUCGGAUAUCGAUUAUUCAUACCGUGUGUGUGAGGACCUAGAUCUCAUUCAUCUCACCACGACAGUGGACUGGUACAACGAAACUUCAGUCGAGAAGGCCAUGGAUGCUGUUGCGUUCAACAUAACCCAGGCGGCGGAUAACAGCAACAAGAUUCUGUUCGAUGGGGUCUAUGAUCUUAAAGACUGGGCAGAUAGUGAAAGGAGCUAUCUGCAACCAGCACGCUAUGACAACACCGGUCUUUGGAAUCAGAUGAUUUCCCUCCCGGAUAGUAUAUGCUCUGAGAAGGGAAAAUUGGGCAAAAUCCUCUUUGCAUGGCCCACUGGAACACACGUCAAUGGGUCUCUGACCAAUGAAACUCUUGAGUUGAAUUUCUCUGGCUCGACACUUGCUGGGUUUGAACAUCGUUAUGCACGGCCGGACACCGACACAAAAGUAAAUGUGACUUUCGAAUUCACAUUCACGGGUAGUUUGGACGCCGCGAAUUCCACGCAAGUGGUUCUACCAGGGGCGUCGAGCCACAAUGCAUCGCUAGUCACCUUUGAGAGGGCAACUGGUAGUGCUACUGUGACAAGUCUCCCAUUGUACUAUGUAUUACUAUCUUUAUUGGUCAGCGUUGGGAUGAUGGUUGUAUGA